Messenger RNA from Cyprinus carpio (common carp), 1206 nucleotides. RefSeq names its product solute carrier family 29 member 2 (gene slc29a2). The record is from RefSeq and is a predicted model, not a curated record. NCBI's taxonomy places the organism in Eukaryota, Metazoa, Chordata, Actinopteri, Cypriniformes, Cyprinidae.
AUGGGGACGUGGAUUCCAGUAAUAGGUGGACUGGGAAUGUUACGGUCCAGAGGAGAGAAGUUGGCUUCCCGCAAGGGACAUACUGGAUCAUUCUCUUAUCGACGGGUAGGUUCCUCUGAUAGCGCCAGGAGUGAAGCAUGUAAAAAGCUGAAUGAGCUCAGACAGGAACCCACUGAGGAGGUCACUGUGCCACAGGUCUUCAAAAAGAUUUGGGUGAUGGCUUUAUGGACAUGCGUGUUUGCCGUCACACUGUCCGUUUUUAUAGUAAUUCCUAUAAAUACAAAUGCAAAUAAAAUAUAUAAAUACUGUAAAUAUAUUUUUUUUUCUUUUUUUUUUUUUUUUGUCUUCAAUGUGAUGGACUGGAUUGGCAGAAGUCUCACUUCUCGUCUUCAGUGGCCUUCAAUGACAAGUCAUUUAUUCCUUUUUGUGGUAUUAUGGGUAGUUUUCAUUCCUGCCCUCAUGCUCUGCAACAUUCAGCCCCGCGCCUAUCUCCCAGUCCUUUUCAAUCAUGACAUGGCUUAUAUCAUCAUCAUGUCUUUGUUUGCCAUGACGAGUGGAUAUUUUGCCUGCCUCUCCAUGAGCUAUGCUCCACAGUAAGUACUUUUAAAGACAACACAAAUUAUGAAGGUUAUUUGUCUCUUUCUGGGUGCUGCUUUGUCUUUUGGCCUUAAAAAACAAUUCUUUGGGAAAGAUCCCACAAGUUGACACUUCUAUUAUCUCACUAUUCCAUUAUCCCGUCAUAGAAAAAUGUAUUAUUGAUUGAUUAUAGUCUGACUGAUUUAAAUGAUAUGAAUGAUGUAAUUAAAUUUAUGAAUCCUAUAUACUGUAACCUUUUACAUACAAGUUCAUGAAAUCAGUAGGAUUGGGUAAUGGGCCUUAUGUAAAAGUAUUAUAUUGAACAGAUGUGUGCAUACGUGACCACUAGUGUAAGCUCAUACAAGAAGCUACAUGGUACAAGAACGUACGUGGUAAAGUCUGAGCAUGCAGAUGUUAGAACAGUUACUUCAUGUUCUUUAUCUCGUGGCGUGAUGCUUUUCAGUAACUUGUGACCAUAUGAUUGGUGAAGACCAGAGGCCCAGGGCAUACAGUUAUCUUUCAAUGUUACUUUGGGGUAUAAAAUAAUGUUAGUAGGGACCUCUCUUUAUCUCCUUUGCAUUCAGAGGGUAAAACUGUGUCUGAACUAGAGCAUUUCUGCAGAAAUGAAAA